AGAGGUAAUCAGUUCAAGAGAACACUAGACACUCAGAAAUUUACUUGAAGAGGAUUGAUACUAGCAGCUGUUCAUGGUGGUUUGCAUAAGACCUGAAAUCAAUCUGGUGAUGAAAAAUUUCACAUUGUUGGUGCCUGCGGAUCGUUCUGUAUAUUAUUUUUAAUUUUUCCUACUCUAAGAAGGUUUUGACUGAUGUCGCUUAACUUUAUAAUCUUCUGUAUCAUAUGAAUCAUCAUAUUGCUAGGUAGGGAAGACCCAGGAUCGUUCUUGGAUAUCAAGGCACUCAUGAAAAGUCGGCAGUUUAAGAACCAACAAUCAUGGAGAUAUUGGAUAUUGGACCCGUAGCGCCGCUUUCAGUUCUGUAAAAGCGUGUGCUUUUUGUUUCUGUGAGUGUUAUGCAGGGGGACACUGAGGUCAGCGUUAAAGGUAAGCUAAGAAUCAUCACCCUUCAGUUUAAUGGCCAGAUGACCGCUAUAUUACUUCCAACCGACGUAACCUACUGCAGUCUGAGGUUGUGUCUUUCUUUACACCAGUGGCAGAUAAAUUGAGAUUGAAAGACAGUCAGUCUAUUCAUAGGCCGCGUCUUGAUAUUGUUGAGGAAAAGCCACGGACUAGGACUAUAGUCGUCAGACUGAGCUCUCCGGGGAUGUCAGAAGGCGUACAAACGUUGGAUCACAAAAAUAGUGUGGACGUCAUCACUACAUUUCUACCGAUGGAAACUACGGCCAAGUCAUCAAUGAGCAGUUCUAUCGUUACAAAUGGGUCUGUGCCACACCAAGAGUUAGUACCUAAUAUUCUGCCUAAGGACACAAACACAAAAAGACCUUCAGUACCGUGUGUUUCAUCGAAUACAGCGAAUCGAAAGUCACUGUUUACUAAUUUGAUACGCAGACUUUCAACCCCGCGAAACAAAAUAUCUCGCACUAAUAAUUCUGUUCUGUUAACUAAGGGUGAGACAGGUAUGUCACGCAGCGACUCUGGAUCAAGCAAUCCUAGUCCACGAAAGUUACGUAGGUGGUUCACAAAGCGUAUGUGGAAAUCUGCAAAACUGUCUGAUCAACUUCAUGGAACACAGACCCAGUAUACACACUCCACAGUUGACGACUUAUCAGAGGAGUUGCAGUUGGUCACCCAGGACAUUGGAUCUGCUCCAGUCCCCCGUAAGCUCAUAUUCGCACCACAUCCAAUGAAAUCCCCCUCACCACAUUCACAAAAUGUUCGCGGUCAAAAUUCUAGUUAUAAAGUCGUAGCUCAAGAUACUGGCGUUGAUUACAACAUCCAUGUUUCCAUGCAAUCUGAACUUAAUAAUAUCAGAAUGGAUACUGAAGUCAAAAGUUCCCCAAACUGUUCACCAUCUUCUCUAUUUUGUACCACUGGCAUUCAUUCGCCGGUGACCAGUUCCCCACUACUUUCUGCUGUAACACGUGAAAAUAGUAUACGUUCUGUUGGAAACGAAAUUCAUCAUUUCGGAGUACCAUUUCACCAUGACAUAAAUAACAUUGAGCCAAAUAAUCUUCGUCGAUCAGAAGCGUUAAUUUCACAGUCUUGUGCAAAACUCCCACAAUCUGUAGCGUCCCAGUAUCGCACAUCUCCUUUGGCCGUAUGUAGCUAUACACCCAGUUAUCUCAGCGCAUCAGUGGCAGCGUUCGGUUACAGUAAAUAUUACUCAGCAUCAAAAUCAAUUCAUAAUCUAGUCCAUACGGAAACUUCUCCUUUAGUAAUUCAGCAUGCUGUUGGACAUAAGCUAUCCAUUGCCCGUUCUCAUAGUGGGACAUCAGAUAUUAAAAAUGAAGUAGUUACUUCUGCAAUUCCAAGUACAGUGACAAAUACUUUCGGUGAGAAAAAGUCGCGAGUUGUGGGAAAUAUGUGUGGAGAUGCUGGAUCUAUUUUUGAGGAUUCCCAAUCAUCUUGUCGUCGAACUGAGUCUGGUCGUGAUGGCGUUUGGAAUGGUAGCACAGAAAAUGUCAAGUUGAGAAGGAAGAGGACAACUAGUAACACCAAUAACACUGAUGAUCAAGAACAUUGGAAUCGAUCUUCACUCAUUAUGCUGGCAGUCGCUCAUGCUAGUCCUCGUGGUCGUGUUAUAACUCCCACAACUGCACUAAACAAACAUUUCUUUCCAAGCUUUUCAGAUUCCAUCACUGUUUAUAGCGAGGUAAAUAAGAGUAAGGGAGAGCUCAAUACUUCAAUACAACAUAAAACGGAAUUAGUUGAUACACUCAGUAGCAGCACUGAACUAUCAUUUGAAGGAAAUUCAUCUGUAAUAAUUAAUUCUAUCAAAGACAAGCAGUCACUCAAUACUGAUUAUACAACGUCGUCAAAUCAAUCAGAAAUUAAAGUAGAUGGGAAUUUUUAUCUUCAACAAGUAGAUCAAACAGAGAAAGAAUUAUUAAAUAAAGUUUGUGAAAUUGAAACUGAUCUUAAUAAUGAAGUUGAUUUGAAUGAUGAAGUUUCUGGUCUUUUACGAACUGCUUCUGGCAAAGCGAGACUACUGAUUUCUGAGAAGUUUUGUCAAUUUCGUGCCUUAUGCCAUCAAAACCUUGCCUGGGAGAAUUCGAAAACAGUUGGGGUUGACAACAAUUUCGUAAAUGAGCCCAAUACAUUAGUCACUUUGGUUAGUGAUUUGGAUGGUUUCUGGGCGAUGGUAUCACUUCAAGUAGAUGACAUUCGUGGUUUAUUCAAACAAGUGGAUUCUUUACGGGCUAACAAUUGGCAACCGGUUGAUAACUCACUAUCUGCUACGCAAAAUAUCUCAGUAGGUGACUCCAUUUCAUCAGACAAACGAAAGUUAAAUCGUAAAGUUACUAAAUCCACUGUAGCUAAACAAAACAAUAUGAUUGCUAGACAACAGGCUCGUGAACGUCUUGAACUCGCUAAACGUAAUAUGCAGUUAAAGAAUUUGAAUAAUUCACAUGAUGAUAAGUCAACAUUAAGUAUAACUGAAAAUAAGCUUAUAUUUGUAUAGAAUUUUUAUAAGAUGUAUAUCCUUUAUUUCAAUAUUUGUAAACUAAUUUUUUUCUAAAGAAAUACGGCAACAGUUAAAAUGAAAUUGAAGUUAUUUUACUGCAAUAUAAGUUACGGAUUUCGUUGUAUUGUUUAAAGUAUUAUGGUUUUCUUUUUCGAGCGUUAUCUCCCGCUUUUUUUCAACGAAUCCCUCUCUAUAUAUACUUUACAUGUAUUUAUGUUCUUUUCAUUUCCCUAGUUCCCUUAUUUAUUCAUGUUAAAGAUAUGAAUUAAAUAAUCAGUAGUGAAACAAACUUGUUAAUUAAACAAAUUUAUUUGCUGUUCACCUAUAUUCUAGAAGCAGCUUUAUAUCUCUUUUCCUAUCCUGUCAUGUUCGUUAUAUGAGAUUGCCCUUCAUUAUUUUUCAUUGUUCUAAUUGUUGAACAUGAUUAGUUUCAUGCAAUUGUUCAUUGUAUAUUCAAAGUUUGUUUUACAAAAUAAUCUUGCCAGUUUUCACCACUUAUUGAUUACUUCCAGAUGGAACAAGAACAAAUAAUAAACAUUUAAGCAUUUCAACACUGUUGUAUUCAGGAGCUGUUUUUUUAUACUAAGCAAAGCAUUUUUUCAUAUUUUAUACGUUUUUUUUAAAAAUUAUCCCUAUGUUUGAUAAAUAGGUGUGUAUAAAGAAUAUUAUUAAUGUUAUUAUUACUAUAUGC
Schistosoma guineensis is the source of this 3659-nucleotide messenger RNA. The record is from the annotation of a GenBank genome assembly. NCBI's taxonomy places the organism in Eukaryota, Metazoa, Platyhelminthes, Trematoda, Strigeidida, Schistosomatidae.